AUGCACAGUGCGUCAUCCAUGGCUUUCAUGCAAAAUGAUGUUUAUUUUCCUGUAAUAGGUAAAUCUAAGACUCCAGAUUCGUCCCUACUGUACCAGACUUCUACUGAAUCUUCAAUUCCUUCGUCUUUAUCAAUUUCCCGCUCAUCCUCUACUUCAUCAUCUUCAACUACCUCUUUACCAAGUGAAACUGUCGUUGACUCGAAACUUCAAUUUCUACAAUACGUAGAUCCUCUCCCAUGCAUUCCUCCAAGCUAUGAUGAAGUUAAUCCACUGAAUAGACUGAAUUUGAGGAUACCAGUUUUCGAUACCUUCGAACCAUACUCCCAAGAUGAUAAACCUCCAAGCUAUGAGGCCACAAUACAUAAAUUCGCAAAAGUUAAAGUAAAACUUGAGUUUCAAUCUCCUUAUGACAGACUUAUCUCAAGUUUUGGCAAUAAAACCAAGGACUGUUUAUUGGAACUGAAUUCAACGCAGUUAAAUCUUUAUAGUAUACCCAAAAAUUUAGACGUUUCAACAAAAGAACUGAAACGAUAUUUUAGGGAUUCUAAUUUGUUCAGAUCAUUUACAUUACAGUUUGGUAAAAUUGGUAGUACGGUAAAUGAUACAUUUCGUAAAAAACAUACCCUACGUUGCAGGUUAGAAAACCAGCAGUUUCUUAUAGAAUUCAAGGACCUGCCGGACAUGAUCAAAUGGUACAGAUACAUUCACACAGGUAUAGCCGUUUCAUUGGAUUUAUCAAUAAGAGAGAUUCCUAAUUAUAGAAUUGUUCCUAGAAGAAGAAGAAAGAAGAAGGUUCGUGCUUACGCUGAUGAAUCUAGUAAUAAAUUUAUGAAAAGUGUCAGGAAAAUAUUUGGUACGAAACUAGAAAUACCCCUUCAAAAUCAACACCGACGUGAAAUUGAGGAUUUGACUCAAUCUUAUGAAGAUGAAGAAGAACUUGACAAUGAGGAAGAAGAAUUUGAUGAUAAUGCCACCCUAUCCUCGCAGGAUUCAGGAGAAUCAUCACAUUCUGUGAAAAAGUGGAAUCCAUCUUAUAGAAUACUACCACAGAAGAAGCAAAUAGACCAACAAUUACGUUGUAUCAAACCAUUCAGUGAGCGUUAUCGUUGGUUUGGUAAAAUUGUCACCGUAAAAGUCUCGCCUCCAAAUUACCAAACAAAUAAUCAGGUACGAAAUGAUAAAAACCAUUAUUUGAGCUAUUACAUUGUAACGCAAAAUGGACUAGUGAACUCAAAUUCAAAAGUUUUUGAUACUUGGAAUCAAUUAUAUAACGGCACCUAA
Kazachstania africana CBS 2517 is the source of this 1281-nucleotide messenger RNA. RefSeq lists its product as uncharacterized. The transcript has a single exon. Lineage: Eukaryota; Fungi; Ascomycota; Saccharomycetes; Saccharomycetales; Saccharomycetaceae. Bases 1 to 1281 code for a protein of 426 amino acids. The record is from RefSeq and is a predicted model, not a curated record.